GAACAGAAUAAAAGGAAGUGUUCUUCACUCGCAGUCUGGUCCCAGGAGGGUGGGAGUCUCUUGGGGAAAGGAGGACAGACCUGCACUUCUGGGAGAAUGGGAGAAGUUGGGCGGAUAGUGGUGUUUGUGAUGACUUUCAUCAGCUGCAACGCCCUCCUGGAUCUGUCCAGUGUCCACCAGGUCACAGGCACAUGGAUGGGAGCCACCACUGUACCGUGUACUUAUGUGCCUUCAGAAGAUUUCACACAGCAAACACUCACCUGGAGCGUGGAGGGGGACUCCAGCACUUCCACCAUCUUCCAGAGGGACGACUCUGGUGACCACAUCCUGCUCUCUAAAUUCCGAGGCCGAGUCAGCGUCCCAAAGCACAACCCAGGGGAUGCCUCACUCCUCAUUCAGAGCCUUGAAAUGCCUGACAGUGGACACUACACUUGUAAAAUCAUCUGGAGGUCUAGAGAUAACAGCUUGAUAACAAGAGAGGUGACCACUACAGUUAAAGUUGUCAAAGUGGCAGCCACCAAGCCCAUCAUCAGAGCUGCGGAGCCAGGGCUGACGCUGCCCGCCGGAGCCAGCACCAGCCUGAGCUGCGAGGCCGGCGGCUCCCCUCCCAUCAGCUACCGCUGGUUCCGGAGCGGCCCGGCGGGCACAGCCGAGCUCCUGAGCAGCGGGGCUGAGCUGGCCUGGCCCAGCCUGCGGCCCUCGGACAGCGGCACGUACUUCUGCGAGGCACACAACAGGGCUGGCGCCGGCGCCGUGCAGCGCAGCGAUGCUGUGCACCUGACGGUCACAGCUCUGCCCACAACAACAGCAGCCGUGCAGAGGAGCGUGAGAACCACGGGGGGACACCACUCAACCACCGGUCUGGCAGGCAGUAGUGACAUGCAGCACAGAGUGACAGAUCCAGUACCAACAGCACAGAUCUUCAGGAUGGAUACUGCUCCAGUGGGGCCUUUCACAGGCACAGGUUCCCCGCGGCUCGCCCCGUCCCCGCUGCUGUACGGGCUGCCGGCCGCGCUGGGCGGCGCCGCGCUGGGCGCGCUGUUGGCGGCGGCGCUGGGCUGCUGGCGGCGGCGGCGGAGGAAGGACGGACCUCUCUAUGAAGUUGCUUUCCGCAGAACUGCAGAUGUCGCCCUGCUGCACCCUGAGGUGGAAGUCCCUGUUAAGUGCCUACAGGAGGAAACAUGCUCUGGCACUGAAAAGACCACCAUGAAAGACAGGAAAAGCCCUGAGUAUGAGAACCUUGUGACUGCAAUGGAAUCUCAAUAUGAAACAGGAGGAAUUUUGUAAAGUACCAGCUUAUCCAUAUGAUUCAGCCAUUCAGGGCUGCAGGUACUGAAUAGUGAGCUCAGCAGAAGGAAAUUCUUCCUCCUGUUGUCCCUCUGUUCUGCUCUCACUGCUUGCUUUAACCCAGAGGAGCUGCAUAGCCUUUUGGUCUUUGGUACACCAGGUCCUGCCUGCAGGAGCAGAAACCCUCAGCCAACUCUACCCACUUCUAUAGAACAAAUUGUUUCUGAGCAACCUGAAGGACCCAGGGCAGGAAGAAAGGAUCUGAAGGAGCGAGAACAUGAAAUUCUUUAGCCUGUAAAUCCAGGAGUAGUUGAUGCCAUGCUGCCAGUCAGUAACACUAGCAAGGGAUACUCUCCAAUGUGUGUUCCUGUUAAGACAUCCCAGGCUGCAAGGAGCCAGGAUUGUGGUGGAAAUGGAUGUCCUCUGGAUUUUGCAGCUCAGCAAAUACUGGUUGUACAUCCUG
Messenger RNA from Serinus canaria (Common canary), 1750 nucleotides. RefSeq names its product V-set and immunoglobulin domain-containing protein 4-like. Gene Ontology annotation, molecular function: complement component C3b binding. The record is from RefSeq and is a predicted model, not a curated record. Bases 97 to 1287 code for a protein of 396 amino acids. Gene Ontology annotation, biological process: negative regulation of T cell proliferation; negative regulation of macrophage activation; negative regulation of complement activation, alternative pathway. Lineage: Eukaryota; Metazoa; Chordata; Aves; Passeriformes; Fringillidae. The transcript has 8 exons.